UCGCUCAAAGUUAUUAUCAGCAGGAUGCGAGUAACUUUCCUUUUGUUGGCCUUAGCGUUGGCUGUUACAGCCAAACCGCGCGAUGAAAGAAUAGUGGGCGGAACGGUCACAACCAUCGAGCGAUGGCCAAUGGGCGUAGCUAUGCUUCAUUCCAUAUUAAUUUCAUAUACGCAGUCCUGUGGAGCAUCUAUACUCAACAAUAGAUCUGUGCUCUCUGCCGCUCAUUGUUAUAGGGGCUCGAGCGCAAGCAGGUGGCGCAUGCGCAUCGGUUCCACCAGGGCCAGCUCUGGCGGUACGGUCUUUCACACUGACCGGAUCAUCAUGCACCCCAACUUCGUCUCGAGCACCGCUAACAACGACGUAGCCAUCCUGCGUACCACCCGGCAAAUAGUGUACAGCAACAGCGCUCGCGCGGGAGCCAUCGCCGGUGCCAACUAUAACUUGCCCGACAAUUCUGUCGUUUGGGCUAUCGGAUGGGGAGUCACCUCUGUAGGAGGUCGGCCAUCGGAACAGCUGCGGCAGGUACAAAUCUGGACUGUGAAUCAAGCGAUCUGCGCACAACGGUACGGUGCUAGAGGUCGUACCAUCACUGCUAACAUGCUGUGCUCCGGCUGGCUCGACGUCGGUGGUCGCGACCAGUGCCAGGGUGACUCCGGUGGUCCUCUUCUCCACAACAACGUGGUCGUGGGCGUUUGCUCGUUUGGCCGCGGAUGCGGUUCGCCGCGCUAUCCGGGUGUGAACGCUCGAGUGUCCCGCUUCGCUACGUGGAUCACGGCCAAUUCAUAAUUUGAAAUAAUCUUGAAUUGAAACAACUUAAUAAUCAUUACUUGAAAUAUACACUUUUUAAAUGUAAUAUAACUAAGAAGGCCAUUCUUGUAUAUAUUUUAUUGUUUAUUAUAUAUACUAGCGGACCCGGUCAAGCUUCGCUUUGACUUAUGUGCACUUCUUCCUUAUCCCUAUCCUACACUACCCUACUCCUACCCCUACAAUAAAUUUAAAUUUAAAUUUUCAUUGUUUUUAAGAUGUAUUCUGUUAUUCUUGGCGGAGACAAAUCCAACGA
Bicyclus anynana (squinting bush brown) is the source of this 1060-nucleotide messenger RNA. RefSeq names its product trypsin CFT-1-like. The transcript is spliced from 4 exons. Gene Ontology annotation, biological process: proteolysis. The record is from RefSeq and is a predicted model, not a curated record. Bases 25 to 786 code for a protein of 253 amino acids. Lineage: Eukaryota; Metazoa; Arthropoda; Insecta; Lepidoptera; Nymphalidae. Gene Ontology annotation, molecular function: serine-type endopeptidase activity.